GUAACCUUGAGUUUCAUGUUUGUCCAUCAAACGCUCAGAAUGUACUCUACGUCAGUACUAUGCUUUAUUCCCUAGUUUCAGUAAUUGAAUUCCCUUGACUUAGCAGUCAAGCAUCAACAAAUCUGUCAAACGUAUGUAUCGUAAAAAUGAAGUCAGAAAAUGGGUCCAAAAUCCCGUUCAAUUCUGAUACUCUUGUAUCAAUGCUUUCUCACAAUUUAGCAGUAAAUUUAAAACCUCAUCAAGUUUUGGAGCUCAUCAAAAAGCUGUCCGUUAAUUUAACUCGUCAGCAGAAAACAAAUUUACUCGAACAUCUCCUAGGUUUAACUCCUAUUGGACAUUUUGAAAGCUUACGCUUAGCAACGCAUCUCCAUUCAUCUUGUCAACGUAUGCCCGAUUGUUGUGACUUUGUUACUUGGUUACCAGCGGAAUUAACUUUACGAAUUUUCUCGUAUCUAUCAUGGAAAUCAUUGACAGUCUGUUCAGAAGUGAAUAAAAGUUGGCUGAAAUACGCUCGACAUCCUGAUUUAUAUAAACACUUUUGUAUGCUACCAAAAUGGUCCUCACCUAUUCUAAGAAAACCGCAAUUAUUCAAUAGUAUAACAAAAUCCAAUGAAUAUAAUCAUUGUGUACCAGAGGAAAAUCAACAAAAUUCAAAUAAUCUUAUUAGCAAUCAUUUAGAAAUUAAUUGGUUAAAUGUAUUCAAGAAACGUGUGUGUCUAAGACGUAAUUUCCGUUUGGGUAAACAUCGAAUACGUAAAUUUAAUGGCCACAGUGGAGCUGUUUAUUGUAUUGAUUGCGAUGCUUAUCGUAUUGUUAGUGGAUCAGCUGACGCAACAAUACGCGUAUGGAAUAUUCGUACAAAUGCAAAAUGGUCUGUCCAAACACUUCGUGGACAUUCAGAUGCUGUUCGUUGUGUACAGUUACUAUCCCUACCUCAUUAUCAAUUAAAUAAUAAUAAUAAUAAUAUCGAUGGCUAUUGUUCCACUUCUCCUGUACAUUGUAUUCACGAGUCAAUUGCAUCAAUACCAUGUUCUUUAUGCAAAUUAGAUACAACUGUUACAUAUCCUAAUUGUUGGGAACCACCAGAAGUACUACUAAUAUCUGGUAGUGCAGAUACCACUUUAAAAUUAUGGCGUCUUUCUGCAACAUCUAACUGGUCACGUAUUGCAUGUACAUGUACAUUGCAAGGUCAUACUGACACUGUGAGAUGUGUACAGGCUGAUCAUGAAAAAGUUAUCAGCGGUUCAUAUGAUUGUACAAUACGGUUAUGGAGUAUAAUUAGUGGUCAAAUGAAAAGGAUUUUCCGUGGCCACUCAGCUGGUAUAACGUGUUUAGUGUACAGUGAUAAUUUUUUAUAUUCUGGAUCUUUAGAUAAUACAGUUCGAAUAUGGAAUAUCUCAACUGGUGUAUGUUAUCAUACACUUAUUCGACCAAUUUAUAGAAAUAAUUUGACAGAAACACCUAUAUUUUCUUCAUCAGUUUCAUGUUUACACUUGGAUUAUUCACAGAAUAGACUUGUUGUAGCUUAUCAUGAUGGUACAGUAUUAGCAAAACAUUUAUCAGCAUUUAAUCCAUUGAUAAAUGGUCAUAACCAUGACUUAAGCGUUACAAAUACUACUGGCAUUACUGCUAAUAACAACAACAAUAGUUUAACGUGGGCAUUUUAUCCCAGUACGAUAUAUUUAGAUGAAUACUUAUAUAAAACUGAUUAUAAAUCGGGCAGUUUAAUACGAUGUUUAACUGGGGAUGCAUGGCAUAUCAUAUGUGGUUCGGAUGAUAAAUCUAUUAAGACCACAAUAUCCUGAAAAUUCAUAUUUAUAUGUGUAGAAUGAUCGAUUGUUCGGGCACUAAUUUUCAACUUCUGAAUGUCAUCAGGUUAAAACUCUUCUUCACUUACUUUCGUACUUUAAAGCGAUUUCUAGCCAACUUAUUUAUCGAAUAGGACCUAUAUACUUGGAUUUUGUGUGAAAAGUAAUGGUAUUAAAGUUAUUUUGCUUUCCUUGUCUCAUUUAACUGGAUCUUAAAUUAAGAAUUAUUUAUUAAUUUGAUUUACUACGAAUAUAAUCAAACCUGACUUUAUACAGCGAAUUACCAUAAGUUUUUCAUCUCCAUGAUAACUUGUAUUUCUGUUAUGCUUCUGCUAAUUAACUUUCUAUUUAUUCUGUUGUUACACCGCUUGUCCUUGCAUUCAUUGUAACAUUGGAUAUUGGUAAUUGAAUUCAUCCAAUUUAUAUGUACUUCUUUUACGAAUCUAUUAUAUCACUUUUUUCUAAAUCACUUCCCACCUAGAUUUCUUAUACAUUUUCUAGACUGUUCUUCUAAUUACGUAUAUACAUCUAAAUUCAUAUAUAAUCUUUGUUAUUUCAAGUAGUCGUAGAUACUCGCUUUUGUUUCUCAAUAUCAUUCUGUCUUUCAAUAUACGUUUUGUUAUAGUAUGUGCUAUUUAUACGGAUAGAUAAAAUUAUUGUGUAUCACGAAUUGAAAAUAGGAUUCUUACUGACAGAAUAGGGAAAUGGGAAGAAGUGAAAGAAAAAUAAAACUAGUUUGAUUAACAACAGAAAUAGACGGACAUUGAAGUUUGUAAGAUACAAUUCAAGGAAGAUAUCUAAAUUGUGUAUUCAUAAUGUAUUGUCUUCAUAUUUUAUAAAUGCAUUGUAUGAUUUUUUCUUGAUACUAUUGAUUAGUUCACCCUAUCCAAAUCUUCGUUCACUAUAUUGGUAAUACAAUGAAAACUUUUUAUGGCUGUUCAAACAUUUUUCCUCAUUUUACUCAUACUUUUGUUGUUAUAUUCUUUUUUUUCUUUACCAUAAAUUAGGUUUGGCAAGUAGGUGAUAAUAAAUUUGUCAAUAGUUUACAAGAACAUGAAGAUGGUGUAACAUGUGCUGUGAUAUCAGGUUCUGUGAUUAUUUCUGGUUCUUAUGAUAAAACUGUCAUACUUUAUGAUUUCGAUGUGAUUUAAGUAGUAUAUACUAAUAUUAUUAUUAAGGUUGACAAUUUGACAUGUUAUCAUAUCAUAUGGUCAUUGGUUACGUUUUUUGACCUAUUUAAUCUUUUCUUAUUUUAAUAGGUUUUUCUCCUGAACAACCCUUUUGUCCUUUUUUUAAACUUAUUCUUUGUUUCAGAAGUCACUAUAUACUGGAUACCGUGGUUGAUAGUAGUAUUUUGUUUGAUUUUUUUUACCUUGUGUCACUGUAUUUUCUCCCUACAUAUUAUGAAUUCUAGCGAUUCCCAUCCUUUCAAACUAUGUUGCUUUAAUCUUCUACGUAUUUUCUUCUCGGAAAUUUUGUUCCUGACGUUUGAACUUCAAAAAAAUAUCCCAUCAUUGUUAUUAGCAUUCUUGAUAGUCUGUCACAAAAUAAACAAAUUAUCAUUUUCUUAUGUAGGACAUACUCCGAAAUUCGUUUUGUUUUGAGUUUCAAAUGGGGAAGCAUUUUUUAAAAAUUAUCUACUAAUUUCACUUCAUUGUUGAUUUUAUUACUUUUUUUUAAGUCUUUGUUUGAUAAAAUCUCUUCAUGUCGUGUCUUG
Molecule: messenger RNA, 3525 nt
Organism: Schistosoma rodhaini
Lineage: Eukaryota; Metazoa; Platyhelminthes; Trematoda; Strigeidida; Schistosomatidae
Source: the annotation of a GenBank genome assembly